AUUGACCUAACGUCUUAAUUACACAUUCAUUAUCGUAGGGUUUUCCUCGUACGUGUCAACCAACCCAUCGUCUCCUCCAAAUAUAUAUACAUGUAUGUGUGUGUGUCCUAUGUACAGGCAGUUAAGCAAACCUCAAUCAAUUGGAACAAGAGUGCCAAUGGCCGACUCCUCGCCCCACCUACACGUCGCCGUGCUGGCGUUCCCCUUCUCCUCCCACCCCGGCAGCCUGCUCCGCAUCGUCUGCCGGCUGGCGGCCGCCGCUCCAGACGUGACCUUCUCGUUCUACACCACGGAAGAGUCGAACAAAUCAUUGUUCUCGGUCCCAGCGCCGCCUAACCUGAAGGCCUUUCACCUCUCUGACGGCGUGCCGGAGGGGUAUGUAUUCUCCGGAAAGCCUCAGGAGGCUAUCAGCCUGUUCCUGGAGGCGGGGUACCAGAGCUGUAAGAAAGCGGUGCAGGCGGCGGAGGCGGAGAUUGGCCGGAGAAUCAGCUGCCUUAUGGCCGACGCAUUUCUGUGGUUCUCCUGUGACCUCGCGGAGGAGAUGGGUGUCGCCUGGAUCCCAGUUCGGACCGGGGGGGUGUUGUCACUUUCCGUUCAUGUUUACACCGAUUUGAUCCGGGACACCGUCGGAAUCAACGCUCUCGCUGGACGAGAAGACGAAAUCGUCAAGUUCAUUCCAGGGUUUUCGGGCGGGGUACGCCUGGGUGACUUGCCCAGCGGAGUCUUGUUUGGGAACCUAGAUUCUGCCUUCGCCGUCAUGCUCCACAAAAUGGGAAAAGUUCUGCGGAAAGCAAAAUUUCUUGCAGUAAACUCGUUCGAAGGUUUAGAAUCCGAGGCCAGCGAAGAUCUCAACUUCAACUUCACCAAGUUGCUGUAUAUCGGCCCCCUUAACCUCACAUGUUCGGCGCCGGCGACCGGACCAUCAUCUUUCUCCGAUGAGUACGGAUGCCUACAAUGGCUGGACUCGCAGAAGCCCGGGUCCGUGGCGUACAUCGGCUUCGGAACAGUGGGGACGCCGGCGCCGGACGAGCUGGUGGAGUUGGCCAAUGCUCUUGAAGCUAGAGCCACGCCAUUUCUCUGGUCGAUCAAAGACAGCCUGAAAAAGCAUCUACCGGAGAAACUGCUGGAGAGGAUCAACCGGACCGGAAAGAUGGUGCCUUGGACGCCUCAAGUACAGGUUCUGGCGCACGUUAGCAUUGGCGUGUUCAUCACUCAUUUUGGGUGGAAGUCGGUGAUGGAGAGCAUCACUGCCGGCGUGCCGCUGAUCGGCCGGCCAAUAUUCGCCGAGCAACAUCUGAACGGAUGGGUGGCGGAACACGUAUGGCGAAUCGGCGUGAAGGUUGGCGUCUUGAGGAAAGAUGCAACAAUCCGAGCUCUGGAUCUGGUUUUGUUGGAAGAAGGAGGGAAGAAGCUGAAGGAGAAUGCUGAGUGGUUGAAGGAGCUUGCCCACAAGGCUGCCGGAAAAAAUGGCAGCUCAACUCGGAACUUCGACAGCUUGGUAGAGUUUAUAAGGGCACAAAAAAAUCUGCAAGUGUAACUCGUAAAAAAAAAAUUGGGUGUUUUUAAAAGCAUUUAGUUGAAUUAAUGGCUUUCAAUUGAACUGAGGGGCGUUUGGUUAGAGAGAAAUUCUCAAGAUUUAUGUAAUUUUAUAUUUAGUUAGUUUUAAACAUCCUAAAAAAUGUUAGGUAUU
This is a messenger RNA of Diospyros lotus (date-plum), 1690 nucleotides long. Its product is annotated as anthocyanidin 3-O-galactosyltransferase F3GT1-like. Gene Ontology annotation, molecular function: UDP-glycosyltransferase activity. Lineage: Eukaryota; Viridiplantae; Streptophyta; Magnoliopsida; Ericales; Ebenaceae. Bases 95 to 1537 code for a protein of 480 amino acids. The record is from RefSeq and is a predicted model, not a curated record. The transcript is spliced from 2 exons.